AUGGGUAGACUAAAGUCGUACGAAUUAGUUGGGUUUGGCUUAAUCAGCUUGUUUGGCAUCUACUCGGGUACCAAGUUUUUCGAGCCAAUUGUCAUUGAGCAGCUUAGACAAGAUGGUAAUUUGAGGACGGAUAUAGAAAUUCCCAAGUAUGACAAAGAAGGUAAUCCUGUUUUACCGGAAGAUGUGUUAGAGCAUCAGAAGCAUUGGCAAAAGGCAGUACUACAGGAGGUCGAAGACGCAGAGGGUCAAGGUUCAUCCAAUAGCAAGUGA
Eremothecium cymbalariae DBVPG#7215 is the source of this 270-nucleotide messenger RNA. RefSeq names its product Ecm19p (gene ECM19). Lineage: Eukaryota; Fungi; Ascomycota; Saccharomycetes; Saccharomycetales; Saccharomycetaceae. Bases 1 to 270 code for a protein of 89 amino acids. The record is from RefSeq and is a predicted model, not a curated record. The transcript has a single exon.